This is a messenger RNA of Panicum virgatum (switchgrass), 507 nucleotides long. RefSeq lists its product as uncharacterized. Gene Ontology annotation, biological process: DNA integration. NCBI's taxonomy places the organism in Eukaryota, Viridiplantae, Streptophyta, Magnoliopsida, Poales, Poaceae. Gene Ontology annotation, molecular function: nucleic acid binding. The record is from RefSeq and is a predicted model, not a curated record. The transcript has a single exon. Bases 1 to 507 code for a protein of 168 amino acids.
AUGGCCGAGGCAAUUGCAGUCGUGAAAACCAACAAGAACUCGGUGCUCAAGUUCAUCAAAGAUCUGGUGCCCUGCUUUGAUGUUCCAAAUCGGAUCAUCACCGAUAAUGGAACCCAAUUCACCAGCAAUCUCUUUGGGGAUUACUGCGACGACAUGGGCAUCAAGAUGUGCUUCGCUUCUGCUGCUCAUCCUCGCAGCAACGGACAGGCAGAGCGAGCCAACACAGAAAUCCUCAGGGGAUUAAAGACAUGGACCUACAACGAGCUAAAGAAACAUGGGUCCAGGUGGAUAGAUGAACUCCCCGCGGUGGUCUGGAUAGAUGGCACCACACCGAACCAAGCAACCAGGGAAACACUGUUUUUCCUUGUGUAUGGCGCCGAAGCAGUCCUCCCUGCAGAAGUGACCCUUGGAAGCUCCGCAUUAGGGCCUACCAGGAAGAAGAUCAAGAUCUACGGCGGCAACAAAAUGUUCUCUACCUGGAGGAAGUUCGAUGCCGAGCGGCGCUGA